This is a messenger RNA of Crotalus tigris (Tiger rattlesnake), 5541 nucleotides long. RefSeq names its product BAF chromatin remodeling complex subunit BCL7A (gene BCL7A). The transcript has 6 exons. Lineage: Eukaryota; Metazoa; Chordata; Lepidosauria; Squamata; Viperidae. The record is from RefSeq and is a predicted model, not a curated record. The coding region runs from base 736 to 1782 and encodes 348 amino acids.
GGUCAUCUUCUGUCCCCAGAUUUACAACUUAACUAUUUUUGAAAAACAAAUGUUCAGAAAUGAUUAGUUUCAAUGUGAUGGAAAAUAAAGAUGUGGGGGUGUUUUUUUUUUUAAAAAAAAAGUCAGUUGUAGACUCCGUAUGUAUAAAGCUGGGAAAGUCCUCAUCCCUCAUCCAAAGUGAGACGUGCAGAAGCAGGAUUCCAGAUCUUUUGACAGCUGGUCCUCAACUUGCAAUCAUUCCUUUAGUGACCGUUCAAAGUUACAGUGAUGCUGAAAAAAGUGGCUUGUGACCCAUCCUCAGUUACAACCAACAGGGCAUCCCCACGGGUCAAAAUCUGGACGCUCAGCAUCCAGUGUCCGAGGAUCAUGGGAUUGCCAUUUGCAACCUUCCCUGCAGGCUUCCAAGAAGGGGGAAGCCAGAUGUGCAUGGAUCAUUGAACAGCUGCAGUGUUUCAUUUACCGACCAGGGCAAAACAAGGUUGUAAAUUCAGGCAGGAUUUCACUUAACAACCACCUGCCUUAGCCCUAGAAUCCAUGGCUGGCUGGGGAAUUCUGGGAGUUGAAGUCCACCCAUUUUAUAUCUUUUAUAUAAAUUAAAGAGCCCAGGUUUUUAUUUUAUUUAUUUUAUUAUUUUUAUUUUACUUUUAUUUGUUAAACUUAUAUCUCCUUUUGAAGAAAGACCGUGGCCAAGGAAAAGGCUCAGGAGAACAACCACGCAGAGGGACCAAGAAGCCCAUGCUCCACUCCGCUCCUUCAUUCGACGCCUCGAGGAUGAGCGGCGCCGACCGCGCGGACAGAAAAGGGCGGGAACACGCCGGCCCCUCCCCUCCUCCGCCCCCACCAGUGCGAGCCGGGCGGGGAUCUGCGCUUGCGCGGCGUGCCCCGCGCCUGCGCAGUGAGCUCCGCCCGCCUCUCCCGCCCACCGCCUCGGCUGGCCUCCCUGGCGGCCUCGGGCCUUUCUUCCCUCCUUCGAGGCGGGGCGGAGCCGGCCGGGAGGCUUCAUUGUGCGUCCGGGCGCCGCCGCCGCCAGCCAGGCCGGGCCUCCCUCUCCUCCUCCUCCGGCUGCUGCCGCUGCCCUUCCUCGCCCCCAGCUUCCGAACGGCGCCGGCGCCUCAGUCCGAGUCCCUCCGCCGCCACCUCAGCAGCAUGUCGGGCCGGUCGGUGCGGGCCGAGACCCGCAGCCGCGCCAAGGAUGAUAUCAAGCGGGUGAUGGCGGCCAUCGAGAAAGUGCGCAAAUGGGAGAAGAAAUGGGUGACAGUUGGUGACACAUCCCUUAGGAUUUACAAAUGGGUGCCAAUAACAGAGCCCAAAACAGAUGAUAAAGCCAAGAACAAGAAAAAAGGCAAAGAUGAAAAGUGUGGUUCUGAGGUGACGACCCCAGAAAACAGUUCGUCUCCUGGGAUGAUGGAUAUGCACGAUGACAAUAGCAACCAGAGUUCUAUAGCUGAUGCUUCCCCUAUAAAGCAGGAGAACAGCAGCAACUCGAGUCCCUUGCCCGAGCAGAACUCGACAGGGCAGGUAGAUGGUCCUGGCUCAAAGUCGGACGAUACUCCGACGGAUGCAAAAGAAGAAGCUGGGUCAGAAGAUGCAUCUGAUGAACAGAAUUCACAGUCUUCGAUGGAGAAUUCCAUCAAUAGUUCGGAGAAAGUUGAAACAGAGCCUUCAGCGGAAAACGACACAACCACAGAGACAUCUAAAAACUCUCAGGACUCUGAAGGAGUGCCACCUCCUAAAAAGAUGAAAGUAGAGGCUCCCUCUCAAGAAAACAUGGAUGAAAUAUAAACUUUAGAUUUUCCAUGGCCGGUUUUUAUGUAAAGGUACAUCAAUGGGCUAAAUGAUCGAACAACCGUACAUAAGCAUCUUCUCUUGGACCAGGAGAAAACUCCUAUAAACUUUCCAAGCUACCAGGCGAAAACCCAAGGAAAACCAAGCAAACGUUUAAUCCCUUCAGACACUGAAAACUUUUUUUUUUUUUUUUUUUUUUUGUUCCUGUGAAGCAAAACUGUUGAGCAUUUAAGUUACUGUCUCUGAAAUGGUUAGAGGAAACACUCAGGAGGGGUCUACGCACUGUUUCUAAUUUCAGAAUUACAAUUAUGCUGCUGAUGUAUUUUUUUUUUUCCCCAUUCUCUAUUUAACAUUAUAAGAUAUUUAAGAAUGGUACAGGUCAGGUAUUCUCUUCACAUGUGAAGUUCACUGUUCUGGUGUGAUGUCUCUUUCUUGUUUUGUUUUUUUUUUUCUUUCUUUGUGCCUUGUGUCCCAAAACGAAAAACAAACAAACAAACAAAACAGGGCUAAUUCUGCAACUUCUCUUUUGCAAAGUAGCCUGUUAGUACAAUGCCAUAUAAAAUAUGUUCCGUUGUUGUUGUUUUUUUUAAAAAAAAUACUCUGGUGCUUACUGUCCUGAUAAGAGAUAACAUGAGAGAAAUUAAGAAGCCAUUUUCACAAUUGGAGGGCGGGCGGAUCCACGCUUGAUUUUCCUGUACCUCCAGGGCUCGCUUCCUUUUUGAAAUGCACCGUGUUCAAGUAUAAAUUUUCUUAAAUAAGUAAACCUCUCCUGCACUGCCUUGUGUGCCCCCCAAACCUCCUUGCUUUACAGACUUUCAUAGCGGAAUAAUGCAUCUUUUAGGCUGCCCCACAUAGCCUUCUUAAAAUUGAUUGAUUGGUUUCUGACGUUCACUUAAAUUAGGGUUUAUCUGGUUACAAAAGCAAUUAUGCGUUUUAAGUACUUGAAGCUGGAAAUCCGUCUUUGAGCUUUCUUGUGGCUUCGUUACAAAUGGAUGCACGCUGAAUGGCCGGUGUAAAGUUUGAAUAGAUCUAUUCUCCAAUCAUUUUUAAAGAUUCAACUGGAUUUUUACCGUUUUGUUCUUUCAUGAGAUGUUGACUGUUGUCCAACAUUUGUGUACUUGAGACUCCUUUGUUUCAAGAUUUGCCUGUAAAUACAGCUUCGUGAUUUUUGGAAUCUCUCGUUCAGACAGCUGUGUCCCGUGCACGCUUGACUUGGCCACAGAAGUUGAUUUAAUAGAAGCUGCAAAGGGCAGAGUGACUUACACAUUUGGGGUGCUUUUAUGCCAGUUGCUGGGGGCAAAAUUUAGUGAAAUCAACACAGCUUCAGUCGCAACAGAUUUGCACUUUGUCAUUUUCCAGUGGGGCUAUGUUGCGGUUGGACUUGCUAGAUUACGCUCAUUUUUUGUGCACUUAAGGACUGGAUAAGCUCCUACAGCUCCUUUGAGUAGGUGGGAAUAUUCUCUGUAGGAGAAAUGCUUAUAAAAAGCAGAAGACAGCAAAGGAGAACAAAUGCAUUUUGUCACAGCAACUAUAAAACAGUUACGCCUAGUUUGCUAUGGAAUUAGUAGGUGGCCUUUAAAAAAAAAGCUUCCAAUCCAGACACUUCCCUUAAUAAUUGCUUGUUUAAAAAAUACAUAUUUCUGAUUUCUCCAACAGUGAAAAUGGCUUUAGUUUUGACUGCUGUGUUGCAUUUGCAAUUAAUUAUGAAAAAAAUGGUUGGGUGAAGUGAAGGUGUCAAUUCUGACCAUCCAUCAAAUGUUUAUAGAGGCGUUAACUGCAAGAAGAGGCCUGCAUUUAAAUUUGAGAAGAUCUUCUCAUUUUUGUGUUGAAAUAAAUAUUUACAUCUCAUCAAAAUUAAAUUUUCUUGAAAAUUAUUCAUGACAGCAGUGUGCUCCUUAGAAGGUCUCUUUGUGCUUGGAUCACAUUCACAGAAUUCACAGAAAGAGACGUAUUUGCACAAUAUACAGAAUUAAAUGCUAAAGUGAUAUUUUUUUUUUCCUCUCAUUGGUGUAUCUGCUUCAGACAUGGCAAUGAUUGGUUAGUAUGGACAUGACAUCCAUCUUUAACCAGGGUUUGUGGGGUUUUCUUGGGGGGACAUGUUGGCUGAUCUAUGAAAUAGACAAAUAUAUUUUUUGAAGUUUAAAAAAAUCGUGAUUAUGUAGCUUUUAAUUGAUCACUCAAACGGUCCAUGGCUCUAAAACCACCCUGUCCAAUUGUCUAUAGAAGGUUCAGUUUUUGUGGUUGUGCUUUUAUGGUUUUUUUUACAAAGUUUCCAAGGAAAUAAAUAGGCUUCUUUUUUAAAGUUUUUUUUUAAGUUCAAAGCUGAAUCCUGUACUUAAACUGAUAAAGUAUGUAUGUAUAUAUAUAUAUAUAUAUAUAUAUAUAUAGCACUAAAAUACCUCAACUGUUUCAUUUGGUAGAAAAGAUCUAUUGGCAUUACUGACGUGAUAAGUUUAGUGAUAAAGCUGGCUUCUUAAUCUCUCCUGUGGCCUAUGUGGCUGAUUUUCCAUGAACUUUAGAUGAAUUCUGCAGCGGGAAAAAUGCUCAGGAGUUAACUUUGAAGAGUAGCGGUCAUUUUGUCCUUCCAUGGCUCAGAAAAACCAGCAAAAACCAGCAUCCUCAUAGUCCUUAAUUGAUGAUUGGAAUCUUCAUCUCCAACGCAGGCAGCUGGGCAGAGCUGAGACAACUGAGUUGUACAAAUUCCUGUUAAUGUCUGUGUGCACCAUUUGAACAGGUGGGGUGUGUGUGUGUGUGGAAUCAUACAGAGCAGAUAUGCAGAAUUGUACAAUGGUGUCUAGAUUGCGCUUUGUGUCUUUUUUCGAAGUGCCUAAUAACAUGGAUAGGCCCUUUGGUCGUGCAAGCUUGUUACACUUUAAACUGUUGGAAAGUUUAGGGUUGAGAACCAGCUGUUCAGGAUGUGUGUGUGUGGGGGGGGAGGUGUCUCCAUCUCUUCAGAUCUGGUCCCAGAUCCAGUUUGGGUCUGGCUUUACUGGGACUCGGGUUCAGCAACUGGUUUGAUUGCAGAUCCUAAGGGGGGAGGAGAAUUUAAAUUUUGCAUCACAGUGACUGGAAAUUCUCGUGUGAAUUAAUAAGAGUCAUUCACCAGGCCUGCGGGGAAGGGAAUUGUGCAGCCCUAGCAGUGAUGGGCCGUAUCCAACAUUAGUCAGAAAUAGUACAAGAGUUCAGAAGUGCUUCCUAAUCUACAGUUGGGUUAUUUGGCCCUCCAAGCAAGUAGACAUAAGCUAGCAAGGUAAUUAACUGACUUUGAUUGAGAUGGAAGCUAUAUGAAAAGGCAGAUUUUUUUUAUAGCCGAACCGUUCAUUUCUGAAAUUCAAAUGCUUGGGGAAAGAGUUAAACAUUCCAAAAAAGUGCGGGCGCUUUUAAGAACACCAAUUAAUGAGGCAGCAUAACAAUUAGUGGCUUGAUGGGUGGGUGGGAGAUGGGAACUGUGAGGGGCUAGCCUUCUUCACCCUGAAACAUGGAUAUGUUUUGAAAUGUUCUUUAUACAGUAUCUAAAGGCCUGCUAGCGAGGUGUAAAGAAUUUUGUGGGUUUUAUCUUUUUUUUCUUUUUUUGUUGAUGUUUUUUUUUGUAAAGAAAACACCUAAUUGGUUUUUUUUCCCCACCUUCAAUGAUUUUGUGUGUGUUGUACAGCAGUAUAAUUUUUCCACUUAUUUAUUCCAUCAGUAGCUAUGGUUUGUACAAUGUACAAUGGUUUCAUUUAGAAAAAAAAUUAAAAUUAAAAUUGCGACACUGCA